This is a messenger RNA of Penicillium nucicola, 786 nucleotides long. RefSeq lists its product as uncharacterized. Lineage: Eukaryota; Fungi; Ascomycota; Eurotiomycetes; Eurotiales; Aspergillaceae. The transcript has a single exon. The record is from RefSeq and is a predicted model, not a curated record. The coding region runs from base 1 to 786 and encodes 261 amino acids. Gene Ontology annotation, molecular function: trans-aconitate 2-methyltransferase activity.
AUGGCCAACAGCAAAGACUGGAACGCCAGGCAAUACCUCAAGUUCGAGAAUGAACGCAGUCUCCCGGCCCGCAAUCUGCUCGACCGGGUACCGAUCUCCUCGCCAAAGAGGAUCAUCGAUCUGGGCUGCGGGCCGGGGAAUUCGACCGAAGUCCUGGUACGGCGGUUCCCCGAUGCCACGAUCACCGGGAUGGACUCUUCCCCUGAUAUGAUUCAGAAGGCGCAGACAGCGCUCCCAGAGCGGGACUUUUUCGUCGCGGAUCUGACGACGUACCAGCCAGAGACCGGCGAUGCGGUCGACCUGUUCUUCUCGAACGCCAUGUUCCAUUGGCUGACGGCUGACGACCGCAUUGCGGUGAUCAAGCGGUUGUUGGAGCCGCAGAGUCCUGGCUCUGCAUUUGCGAUUCAGGUGCCGAAUAACCUGAAUGAACCGCUGCAUGUGUUGAUGCGGGAGACGGCGGUUGAGGGGCCGUGGGCCGGGAAGUUGGCUGGCGUGCAGCGGGUUGAGCUGGAGUCUGUGCAGGUGAUGUAUGAUCGACUGAAGCCAUUCUGUACGGAUGUUCAGAUCUGGGAGACGAGUUAUUACCAUUCGGUUGAGGGACCGGAGGCUGUGGUGGAGUGGGUGAAAGGAGCAGGGUUGAAGCCGUAUAUUGAUCCGCUGGAGGAUGGGGAGAAGGCGGCCUUUUUGGAGUCUUAUUUGGCGAAGAUCAAGAAGGCGUAUCCUGUUUCUGUUGAUGGGAAGGUCUUGUUGAAAUAUCCUCGCCUGUUUAUUGUUGCUGUGAAAUGA